GUUUAGAUAAACCAAUUCAAUUGUUAAUAUCUAUUGUAAAUGAAGAGCAUUGAUAUUUUACCUUUAACAGUCUAACAUUUAACAAUUGCUAAUUCAACAAACAAUGUCUAAAUUGUUUAAAAUAACUGUUCUUCUAUUGAUUCAAUUUUAUUGUGUUUUAUCAUUGGUACAUGGACACAAAAAACUGUUUGAUCCCGAAAAAUGGAACCAGUUUAAGUUGAAUUAUAACAAAACGUAUUUGAAACAAUCAGAUGAACAUUAUCAUAGAAGCAUCUUCUUUGCCAAUCUUGGAAGGAUUGAAAAUCACAAUAGACGAGCUGAUCAGCGAUUAGAAUCAUAUCGACUGUCAAUUAAUCACUUCUCAGAUAUGGAAUUUACUGAUUUUGCUCGAAGAGUAUUGAGGUAUAAACCAUUAGAUAAAAAUAAAUUAAGCAAAGGUCGAUUCUAUCAUUAUAAGACCAAUGUAAGCGCGAGUGAAGCAUCAAUUGAUUGGCGAACCAAAGGUGUUGUGUCAGAUGUUAGAGAUCAAGGUACUUGUGGGUCCUGUUGGGCCUUUGCUUCGGUUGCGGCAAUUGAAAGUGCUCUUGCUAUUGCCAACAGUAAUGGUGAACCCAAAGUACCUCAAUUGUCGGAGCAAAAUUUGAUUGACUGUUCCUUCGCUGAAGGCAAUGAAGGUUGUCUUGGAGGUACCAUGGAAGCGGCCUAUCAGUAUGUACUUGAUGCUGAUGGCUUAGACACUCGUCAGUCUUAUCCAUAUGAGGAUAGGCAAGGUGAAUGUCGCUUCAAUUCGGACACAAUUGGAGGAAAAAUUAAGAGUUAUGUUGAAAUAAUUCCCGAUUCAGAAGAUUAUUUACUAAAUGCUGCAUCUAAACAUGUCAUUUCGGUUGCCAUUCAAGCUACAGCUUCAUUUCAACUGUACAGUGGUGGCAUUUUUGAUGAUCCUACAUGUGACAAUCGACUGGACUCACUUAAUCAUGCUAUUGCUUUAAUUGGUUAUGGUUCAUCUGAUGGUCAAGAUUAUUGGUUAGUAAAAAAUAGCUGGGGAAAGUAUUGGGGUGAAAAUGGAUUUGGAAGGAUCAAGAGAGGAUCAAAUCAUUGCGGGAUAGCAUCUCAAGCCAGUUAUCCGAUUGUUUAAUUGGCAAGUCGCGAAAUCAAAGUCAACGUAUUAUAGCUUUAGAAUGAAGGAAAUAAAUUUGCUCCAAUUUUUUAAUUAGUUUCAUUUGUUACAUAAGAGAUAACCAAUAAAAAGUGGAAAAUUUGUUAUUUUGUUA
Tetranychus urticae (two-spotted spider mite) is the source of this 1271-nucleotide messenger RNA. Its product is annotated as cathepsin L-like peptidase. NCBI's taxonomy places the organism in Eukaryota, Metazoa, Arthropoda, Arachnida, Trombidiformes, Tetranychidae. Gene Ontology annotation, biological process: proteolysis. The record is from RefSeq and is a predicted model, not a curated record. Gene Ontology annotation, molecular function: cysteine-type peptidase activity.